Molecule: messenger RNA, 2139 nt
Organism: Capronia coronata CBS 617.96
Lineage: Eukaryota; Fungi; Ascomycota; Eurotiomycetes; Chaetothyriales; Herpotrichiellaceae
Exons: 1
Coding region: 1-2139 (712 amino acids)
Molecular function (GO): protein binding
Source: RefSeq, a predicted model, not a curated record
AUGGCUCAGGUCGCAAGCCCUCCUCUCCCGCCUACCCCCCCUCCGCCCAUUUACUCCCCUCUUCGAACGAAUAGUCCGCGAAUAAUGGCGCCUAUGGAAGAGAAAGGAAGUACACAACUGCCGGCUUAUCAGCAGAGGAAUCUUCCCUCAAGACAACCGAGCAACCCUUCCAUAUCCAUGUCUCCAGCGGACAGCGGGCCUGAGAAGGAGUUGUACGCGACCACUGAAGUUCAAAUCAGUCCACCUGCAACCGCCUUAUCAAGAUCGUCCGACCCUGUCGAGCCGACCCGAACGUUGACCCCCCAGAUAUCUCUACAGCAAGUCCCCAGUAGGUUGUCUCCGGCCCCUCAGGCCAUGCGUCGACGACAAGUAGGAGAAGGACAGAAUCUGGACAGCGUCGAGCAUCGGAGGGUGUCCUCAGAGAACCUCACUCCUAAGGAUGGGCUUGAACUGACACCUUUCCAAAAACGAUCCGUCCGCCAUGUCUCGACCUCUGUCCUUGAUGUAGACGCACCUUCGGAGGACUUUGAACCACUGCGAUACCAUCAUCAAGCGCUGGAAGACCCGGAAAUCAGAGCACUGGACAGGCGAGCGUCAAGGUUGACGGUUAUGACUGAUGGCUCCGGGCCUGCAGACGGUUCGCGAAAUAGCACCUAUGGACAGAACCUGCGGCGGCCCGACUCCGGCUUUUCCAGCACAUCUGAUUUCCGCGGGCGACCUUACUCUCCCAGUCUGUCGCCUGCCCGGCCAGUCUCCCGAGGAUCCCGGUCGCCCGACACCCGACCACUGUCAUAUGUCGAUCUCUUGAACGUUCCAUAUCCUCAACCGGCUCCGAGUGGGGCGGAGAAUCUGGUCAACUCCGGCCUUCGUACCGUGGUCGGAAACAAUGCGGCUUUGCUGUCGACGCGCAAGACGCUGGACAUGUACCGAGCCAAUGUCAAGAAGACGAACGACCCAGCGGUGCAGUAUGAGUUUGCCAUUUUCAUGAUCAGUGCCGCUCAGGAGGAGGGACUGGAGGAAGAGGGCGACGCCGCCUCGGCAAUAUCUGGGAAGUCGCAUACAUCAGUGAGGGAAGAACUUCUGAAGGAGGCGAAGCAUAUUCUGCAGAAACUGGCCGACCGGUCAUACCCCUUCGCCCAAUAUUAUCUGGCAGACGGAUAUGCGUCGGGCUUGUUCAGCAAAGGCAAGGAAGAUUGGGAUCGAGCAUUCCCCCUUUUCCUGGCCGCGUCCAAACACGGUCACGCCGAGGCGGGGUACCGUACCGCCCUGUGUUAUGAGUUUGGCUGGGGUUGCCGGGUAGAUGCAGCGAAAGCGGUGCAGUUUUACCAACACGCGGCCAGCAAAAAUCAUCCUGGCGCCAUGCUUCGACUAGGACGAGCCUGUUUGACGGGCGAUAUGGGAUUGACGAAGCGGUACCGGGAGGGCGUGCGAUGGCUCAAGCGAGCGGCCGAGUCGGCCGACUUCCAGUACAACCAAGCACCCUACGAUCUGGCUUGUCUCCACGAGACCGGCUAUGGUCCGGACGUGUUCAAGGACGAAAUUUACGCCGCUCAACUGUACACCAAAGCAGCUGAUCUCGGAAAUGUCGACGCCAACUACCGAAUGGGCCGGGCUUACGAGUUCGGCGAGCUCAACUGUCCGAAAGAUCCAGCCUUGAGCAUCCACUUUUACACCGGAGCUGCCGAACGAGGCCAUGCUCUGUCACAACUGGCCCUGUGUGCCUGGUACAUGGUCGGCGUCCCCGGGGUAUUGGACAAGGACGAGAGUGAAGCCUACGAGUGGGCCAAGAAGGCUGCGGAGCAGGGAUUGGCAAAAGCACAAUACACGGUUGGUUACUUCACGGAAAUGGGCAUUGGCUGUCGUCGUGACCCGCUCGAGGCCAACGUCUGGUACGUUCGAGCCGCGGAUCAGGGUGAAGAAAGAGCCAAACAUCGCAUUGCCGCCAUCCGCGCGGCCGGUGCUGGCGCUGACCCGGUCACUGCGGCAUCUUCGAAGAAAGGCACGCUGACGACCAGCACAAGUUCGGGGAACAAAGGACCUCAGGGUGAGCAAACUUGGACAACGCUUUCCAUCGAUACGACAGCACUGACAAUGACAAAAACAGAAGGCGAAAAGAAAAAGAAAUUUGGAAUCUUUUGA